UUCAGAUACAAUGACUUUAAAAAGGACCCUUUGUCUCGUUGUAACUGCACCCCACCUUACAGUGGAGAGAAUGGCAUCUCUGCUCGCUCAGAUCUUAAUCCCGCAGACGGAAAAUAUCCAAUUAGUGCACUGGGACACAGAAAGAGCGGCGGAACUGAUGCCAAGGUACGUCUCGCUUUGCUAUUAAGUUAUGUUUUUAGCAUAGACAGACGGGGCUUAAAGCAGCCUAGAGAGAAACCGAGUGAUUGGGAUUCUGAAGAAACCAAAAUUAACUGAUUUUCCGAUGGUACUGACUAAUCAGAUUUAAUACAAUCAACUGACUAUUCAGAACUCAUUUUGAAUCUGAAGAUGACCAGCAUACAUGUUGUCGAAACGCUCUUCCGGUCAACAAUAGAGGAUUCAGCUGAUUCAGGACGGCACUCACUCAGACAGUCUUUAAUAGGGAGCUUAAGCAAAGGCGUUUUUGAGCGUCGCACGUCGACCGGAAAUGAGAUCUUUUUCAUUUUAAAAUGAAUUGACAAAUACCAAAUUUGUAUUUCUUCGUCUCUCAAAUCUCAAAUCUCAAAUCUUGAUUUUAACACGGUAAAAAGUCAUCAGGUUUUUUGUUACAUAUGAAGUAUAAACUACAUAACAAUAUUUAAUAAUAAUAAAUACAUAUCUAAAGAGUCUCUUAAAAAUACUACUCUCUUUCUUAUUAUAGACACGAUUUGUCCAAAAAUUUGGGCAAAAAUACCGCUCAAGAAUGAAAAAAGUCCACUUCCAGGCUGACGUGCGUCGCUGAAAAACGUCUUUGCUUCCCUAUUCUCGCCUGCAGCCGACGUCUCGCGGCUGUUUUUUCAGGCUACUACUGUAAAGAAAAAUAAAGAUUGCACGAAAGACGGUUCACUCUCAAUAGUGACGCUCCAAUUCCUGGAACAAACACUGACUGCGCACGCUAGCUCUUACUUACAUUGAGGGGUUAUAUCAUGAGAAUAGUGCUGUUUUAGGUCAAUUCUGUGCUCAACUCGUUACUUAGAGUUUUUACCCAUGCACGUAAUGUUCCUGUAUAGUUAUGAAGAAGAUAUCAACUGGCAUCACUACAAUAAUAGCUUUAAAUUACAAUUUUUUAAAAAGUUUCAUUCCAUGUCUAUCCUUGCGCAUUCAUUGCAAAGGACGAGAAGCGGCAGUUUCAGCGUCUGGAUAUUGCCUUAAACAACAAAGCUAUUAUUUCAGUUCUUUGGGAAAACAAAUUUUAGCCGGACUAAAAAGAUAUCAAAUAGCGUGACAUAACCUCAUUAAUUAAAUAUCUUCUUUCUCGUGCCUGUUUCUUAAAAACAACCACCUAUGGGAGUAAAUGGGAUUCUUCCAUUCUCCAUUUUCACAUAGACCAUAAUACACCUUGUUUACCUCCGCCGCCUACGCCCCUACGCCCCCGAAAAAAAAAAGUGUGUGCAUAGUUAUUUGAAAAUAGUUGGUAUACUAGUUAUUGUAUAAGACUCCAAAUGAAAAACAUGUAUGUAUGUAACCAUUGUCUUCGAUAUCUCUUGGGAUGACUGUAAUAUCUAGAAGAAGUUAAAAGCAAUGGUUAUGCAAAAUUUGGAGGCGGGGAGCAAGGUGCUCUAUGGUCUUUGUGAAAAUAGUGGAUGCUUGAUGUACUUCAUCGCAGCGGAUUCAGUUUAAGGCAAUGCGUAGCCUUGACUACGAGCAGUCUCUAUUUUCUUUGUCCGUCGAGCGAAACGCGUGAGACACGUAAAUGACCACCCGCAUGCGUGAAGGCGCGAGAUGGGAGAGGCUCGACGCUCGCGCGUGCACUCCCCUCACUAAAUCUAAAGAUAAAGAGAGACUGCUUGCAAUCUACGUGUAGCCUUCCGUAGAACGCAAAUAAAAAUAUUGCGAUGAGGCUUUGUGUUUCGCUUAGUCUCGUUCUUAACCUAUUGGCUUUAUCUGUAUUUAGAUAACAAAUUCAAAGAUGAUGAAGGAAUUGCAGUGCAUGGCGGUCAGCGGUCCUACCCAUGAUCAGCAGCCUGUAUUUAAGUGGAGCACAUCCGGUUGGAAACGUCCCAUGGGGCACCCCGAUGCGUGGAACUUUGAACCUCUCAUGGUCUCUUGGAAAUAA
Molecule: messenger RNA, 2095 nt
Organism: Porites lobata
Lineage: Eukaryota; Metazoa; Cnidaria; Anthozoa; Scleractinia; Poritidae
Source: the annotation of a GenBank genome assembly